Messenger RNA from Cornus florida, 1293 nucleotides. Its product is annotated as protein REVERSION-TO-ETHYLENE SENSITIVITY1-like. The transcript has 3 exons. Gene Ontology annotation, cellular component: endoplasmic reticulum; Golgi apparatus. NCBI's taxonomy places the organism in Eukaryota, Viridiplantae, Streptophyta, Magnoliopsida, Cornales, Cornaceae. The record is from RefSeq and is a predicted model, not a curated record. The coding region runs from base 309 to 1028 and encodes 239 amino acids. Gene Ontology annotation, biological process: response to ethylene; regulation of ethylene-activated signaling pathway.
UCCCUUUCUAUUCCAAAAGAAGAAAUCAAUACAGUAUAAGAAUCAUUAUAAUACUCGAUGCUUUUGCCAUUUGGGUUCUCUCAUUCUUCAUCUUCUUCAUCACAGGACAUACAAAACAGCUCUUCUUUUGGAUCAUAAUCGACUCAUACAGGUGUUAUUUUAUAGUUAGUUUUUCCAGGAGAGACUUUUAGAAGAAAUGCGUUUCUUUCAGAGACGAACUACUAUUGGAGUUGACUCACAACUGAUUGAGGACAUUAUGUCAGAGGGUCUUGUCUGACAUGGAAUAUUUGGCCCCACAAGAUUGAAAAAUGUUGGCAGAAAGAUUUCCUAUAAUGGCUCGUGAUGUUGAAGACAAGAGUUCUGCACGAAGAAUUCAGCAUGAACUGUGGCCACUUAAUGAAAUUGAUCCUAAGAAAGCGAAGUUCCCUUGCUGUUUUGUUUGGACUCCUCUUCCAGUAGUCUCGUGGUUGGCACCUUUCAUUGGACAUGUUGGCAUAUGCAGGGAAGAUGGGGCUGUUUUGGAUUUCUCUGGAUCCAAUUUUGUGAAUGUUGAAGACUUUGCAUUUGGCCCUGUAGCCAGAUACCUUCAACUUGAUAGAGAUCAGUGUUGCUUUCCUCCAAACCUUGCUGCGCACACGUGCAAACAUCGCUACAGGCAUUCAGAGUACGGGACUGCAAUCACUUGGGACGAUGCUCUGCAUUCAAGUAUGCGCUACUUUGAGCACAAAUCCUACAACCUCUUCACCUGCAAUUGCUACUCGUUUGUUGCUAAUUGUAUGAACCGGCUCUGUUACGGUGGAUCCAUGGGUUGGAACAUGAUAAAUGUGGCGGCUCUUGUGCUGUUCGAAGGGCAAUGGGUUGACAGCUUAUCUAUCCUAAGAUCAUUUUUGCCUUUCACCGUGGUGCUUUGCUUUGGCGUUUACAUGGUUGGAUGGCCAUUCUUGGUAGGACUGUCAUCCUUCUCUCUCCUCCUCUUUGGCUGGUUCGUAUUGGGUUCAUACUUCGUCAAAAGUCUGUUAGAAUGCUAGAUCCUUGUCCAAAUAAUGCAGAAAAUUCUGUUUGAUGGAAACAAGAUUUUCGUCCGAGCAUUGUUCAUAGUACUUGAGAAACUGCAGAAGAAGCUGCGCUGAUGCAAAAGCUGGGUUUUUGAAACAGAAAUGUAUUCUAUAGGCUUAGAAAAGGAAACUGAACCAUUUGUUGUGCAUUUUUCUUACGCUAAGAUGCUAAAUAGAUGGAUUGUAGAGUUCUUAUUUAUCAAUUUCUCAUUAAUCUAAAAGAAAUAUUUGCACCAAA